Messenger RNA from Epithele typhae, 1527 nucleotides. Its product is annotated as serine hydroxymethyltransferase-domain-containing protein. The transcript is spliced from 7 exons. Gene Ontology annotation, cellular component: cytoplasm. The record is from RefSeq and is a predicted model, not a curated record. Lineage: Eukaryota; Fungi; Basidiomycota; Agaricomycetes; Polyporales; Epitheliaceae. Gene Ontology annotation, biological process: tetrahydrofolate interconversion; folic acid metabolic process; L-serine catabolic process. Bases 1 to 1527 code for a protein of 508 amino acids. Gene Ontology annotation, molecular function: glycine hydroxymethyltransferase activity; zinc ion binding; pyridoxal phosphate binding.
AUGCUCCGUCUCCUCUCUCGCCCCAUUCGCUCCCCUGCGCUCCCCCGCAUCGCCCCACUGUACAGAACGAUGGCCAGCACACCCGCAUACAACAAGGUGCUCUAUGCUCCCCUCGCGGAGAUCGACCCCGAGGUGCAGAACAUCAUCGACAAGGAGACCUGGCGGCAGUUCUCUGGGCUCGAGCUCAUCGCGUCCGAGAACCUGACGUCCCGGGCAACGAUGGAGGCCAACGGCUCGAUCCUGACCAACAAGUACUCGGAAGGUCUCCCCAACGCGCGCUACUAUGGCGGCAACGAGUACGUCGACGAGCUCGAGAUUCUCUGCCAGAAGCGUGCCCUCCAGGCGUUCCACCUCGACCCCGCUCAGUGGGGGGUGAACGUGCAGCCUUACUCCGGCAGUGUACGGAUACUGACGGGACGCGUUGUAUGCAGCUUCGCCGCGCUCACUGCGCUCAUCCAGCCCCAGGACCGUCUUAUGGGCCUUGGCCUCCCAGAUGGUGGCCACUUGACGCAUGGGUACUACACCGCGAAGAAGAAGAUGACCGCGUCGUCCAUCUACUUCCAGUCGCUUCCUUAUGGCUUGGACCCUGCGACUCAGCUCAUCGACUACCCCGGUGUCAAGUCGCUGGCAAAGAUUUACAAGCCGCGUCUUCUCAUCUGCGGUGCCUCUGCUUACCCCCGUGACUGGGACUACAAGACGCUCCGCGAGAUCGCUGACGAGCACGGCGCGUACCUGAUGGCGGACAUUGCACACACCUCCGGCCUCGUCGCCGCGGGUGAGCUCGCGGACCCCUUCCAGUACUGUGAUGUCGUCACUACGACAACCCACAAGACGCUCCGCGGUCCUCGUGCAGGUCUGAUCUUUUUCAGGAAGGACACCGAGAGGACGAAGGAUCUCGAGAAGCGCGUCAACGAUGCGGUAUUCCCCGCGUGUCAGGGCGGUCCCCACAACAACACCAUUGCCGGUAUCGCGACGGCCCUCCAUCAAGCGUGCCAGCCCACAUGGAAGGAAUACGCGAAGCAGGUCAUCGCGAACGCCUCGACGCUCGGCUCCGAGCUCGUGAACUACGGCUACAAGCUCCAGACCUCAGGAACGGACAACCACCUCGUGCUCUGGGACCUUCGCCCGCUCCGUCUGACCGGGAGCAAGCUCGAGAAGCUUUGCGAUCUUGUUGGCAUCACCAUCAAUAAAAACGCAGUGUCUGGUGACGCGUCCGCACAGGUGCCGGGCGGUAUCCGGCUGGGUACGUCGGCGCUCACGUCGCGCGACAUGACGGAGGAGGACAUGAAGGUGGUCGCUUCCUUCCUGCACCGCGCGGUGCAGCUCGCGGACGUGCUCCAGAAGGAGGCUGGCUCGAAGUUGCUCAAGGACUUCGUCCGGGUGGCGACCACGCCCGAGGAGGGCAAGGUCGGCGCGGCGCAGGUCAAGGCACUUGGCGGCGAGGUGCGCGAGUUCGCGCGCAAGUGGCCGCUGCCGGGUGUCGACGUCUCGACGCUCGUCCGCCCCGCUGGGAUCGAGGAGGACUAG